AUGGGGCGCCGAAAACAAGCUAAACCAACCAAACGUCCGCAAGACGACUACGGUCUCGACGAUCCACAGCCGUCGCCGAAGAUCACCAAAGAGGACGUGACGGCGACAUCGGCCCAGGAAACGACAGCUGCAAGUCCAACACCACUUCAAGGUCAUCUACACACCGCUGAGAUGUCUCCGUCGUGCUCCAAGGAUCCCUCGUCAGGCGAUUCGGCGAAGAAAAGUGCACCGAAUCCAUUGCUGAUGUUGGAAAAAUCACUGAAACGAUUCGAACCGCAAAAACCAGUGUCUCAACCGCUUCGAACACCAUCGAAUCCGUUCAGCAGCGGAUUAGGAGCUUUGUUCCAGUUUGUCGGUAAAAUACAUGGAGAAUCAAUGUGGAACGCCCAGCAACGAAGGGAAAACGAUGUGGAUUCGAUUUUGAAAUGUCUUCAAUGUGGACGAACAUUCCAAACAAUGGAAAUGCUGGUUAGGCAUAUGCAGGAUACGCAACAUUUCAAUAACCUACCGAAAACGUACAGUUCACUGAUUCAAAUGGAUCGCCAGAAAGUUCUAAAUUUGAAAUUGCAAAUGAAAUCCGAUAGUAUGAAAUUGGCUUGUGUCAAAUGUGGAGAGAUUCCCACAAAUAUCGACAAACACUUGAAGGAUGUUCACGAUGUUAAGACUAGUGCUGACUGGCUGAAGAAUAUUCGCGUUAUCCGAGACGGAGAAAAUCCCGUGCCGUCACUUUCCGGUUCACCGCAGCCAGCGGCCAACUCACCGCAUCUCAACAAACUGAUGUCACUGAUCAAUACGGUUGAUAAAAAAUGA
Messenger RNA from Necator americanus (New World hookworm), 810 nucleotides. RefSeq lists its product as uncharacterized. Bases 1 to 810 code for a protein of 269 amino acids. The transcript has 6 exons. The record is from RefSeq and is a predicted model, not a curated record. Lineage: Eukaryota; Metazoa; Nematoda; Chromadorea; Rhabditida; Ancylostomatidae.